UUUGAUGCAUAACUUUUAAAAAACUGCAACUGGUGUUUUGACUUCUCUUGGAUUUGAACAAUUAUUUUAUGGACAAUCGUAAGGAUGUAUUCUCGAUGAAAAAUGAUUGGAAGACACUACAUUAAAGUAUACGAGUUUGAAUUUAGACCUACGAUGUAGAUGGCACCACUUCCGCUGUCUUGCUCGGUUGAAAUAGUAGAUAUCUGUAAGGGGAAAUCCAUAUUGGUUGUUUCCAGUGACAACCACGAAAAAAAAUCCUAACAAUAUCUCUACGUAAUCGGGCGUACUAAUGCGGAAUCCUAUUAUUUGCAUUUUUAAUCGUUGUUCGUUAGGAUCUCGCUCUAGUUUGUGUUCAGUCGCACAAAUUCACGAGAUCGAUUGGCGAUUCUACAGUGUCAAUCCAAGAAGUCAUAUUGACAGUCUUCCUGAAGAGGAGCCUGACAAACUGAAAGGGGCAAAGUGGAAAAUCAUGGAGACAUUUAAUUGGUUGUACGACGUUGCCCCUGCGUUUCCCGUCAACGGUGCUAAGAUCACCGUAAUUCAUGAGCCAUCAGUAUUUUAUUCUACUUUACUUGAGAGAUGCAAGAAAGCUGAGAGGAGAAUAUCCCUGGCAUCCCUUUAUUUGGGUACUCAAAAAUUAGAGGGGGAUUUGGUGAAAGCAAUAAAGACUUCGAUGGACUGUACAAAUGGUGCCGUCAAGAUCAAUAUUCUUUUGGAUUACAUGAGAGGAUCUCGAGGUAAAGUCAACUCUCGGACAAUGCUCCUUCCACUGCUCGAUGGAAAGUCCAGUGAAAAUUGUAAAUUAUUCUUUUAUCACACACCUCAACUGCGAGGAAUAUCAAAAGCAGUCAUACCUCAUCGAUUCAAUGAAUUAAUUGGUCUUCAGCACAUGAAGAUCUACAUUUGCGACGAUUCUCUAAUUAUCAGUGGAGCGAAUCUCAGUAACGAUUAUUUUACAAAUCGUCAAGAUCGUUAUUUUCUCAUUGAAGACUGCAAAGACCUCUGUGACUUUUACGAUGAAUUAAUACGGAGAGUUUCCGAGUUCAGUUUUCGUCUGAUGCCUGGAGAUAUCAUGUCUUACACCUCUCAAUCAAUAGACCAUCCUCUAAAAGGUUCAGCCCGGACGUUCAAACGGACUGUGCGAGAGAAAAUUACGACUUUAUGUGCGAACGCCCUCGAAGUGUCUAAUGUCUCCAAACGUGCCGAUUCGGAUACAUGGAUUUUCCCUUUGAUCCAAAUGGGCCUGUUCAACAUUCGUCAGGAUAGUGAAGUGACAUUGAAGCUGUUUAAAUCGGCCCCUCCAAGAUCUCUCCUCCGAAUUGCAACGAGUUACUUAAACUUAACAUCAGAAUACGCAAACGCAUUGAUUCGAGAUUGUAAAGGUAGUUGCGAGCUCCUCACAGCGCAUCCCACUGCUAAUGGAUUUUUCGGGGCGAAAGGGAUAGCUGGAGGUAUUCCAGCAGCGUACACACUCAUUGAGAAGUCGUUCUUCAAAAAAGUUGAAAGGAUGGGUUUGGAUGAUCGAAUAAAAUUGAGAGAAUACAUUCGUCCCGGAUGGACAUAUCAUGCCAAAGGUCUUUGGUACACUCUUCCCAAUCACGAGAGGCCUUGCUUUACUCUCGUUGGUUCUUCGAAUUUCGGGUACAGAUCAGUCAAACGAGACCUCGAGUGCCAAAUAGCCCUAUUAACACAAAAUAAAAAUCUUCAGGAAGCCCUGGAGCAGGAGCACUAUCGUUUGUACAAGAAGUCUGAACCCGUUACCAAUAAAACAUUCAGUCAACGUGAUAGAAUUCCACCCACUUGGGUCUGUGCUGUAGCGACAUUAUUUCGCUAUUGGUUUUAAACUAAACGAAUGCCAACAUUAGACAAUUUUUACCAUCCAACCAAAGCAAUAAAAUGCUCUAUUACGAGAGAA
Molecule: messenger RNA, 1915 nt
Organism: Diachasmimorpha longicaudata
Lineage: Eukaryota; Metazoa; Arthropoda; Insecta; Hymenoptera; Braconidae
Gene: PGS1
Product: CDP-diacylglycerol--glycerol-3-phosphate 3-phosphatidyltransferase, mitochondrial
Exons: 9
Coding region: 290-1843 (517 amino acids)
Biological process (GO): cardiolipin biosynthetic process
Cellular component (GO): mitochondrion
Molecular function (GO): CDP-diacylglycerol-glycerol-3-phosphate 3-phosphatidyltransferase activity
Source: RefSeq, a predicted model, not a curated record